Messenger RNA from Portunus trituberculatus (swimming crab), 1535 nucleotides. RefSeq lists its product as uncharacterized. Gene Ontology annotation, cellular component: membrane. The transcript has 2 exons. Lineage: Eukaryota; Metazoa; Arthropoda; Malacostraca; Decapoda; Portunidae. The record is from RefSeq and is a predicted model, not a curated record. Gene Ontology annotation, biological process: monoatomic ion transport. Bases 54 to 1496 code for a protein of 480 amino acids. Gene Ontology annotation, molecular function: extracellular ligand-gated monoatomic ion channel activity.
UCGACACGGAUUGGCACUAUUUAAACGGCUCCUUAAAGGCCGAGGAGUGGAACAUGCUGUGCGUGGGCUUCACUGCCGCCCGUGACACUGACGCGCCCACGCCCACGCCCGAGGAAGCGCACUCACCACUAAAAACUUUGGAGGUGUGGCAAGUGUGGGCGUCCCUGCAGGGCGUUCCCCUGGAGGUGCCCCAAAGUGUCCACAGCUUCAAAGACCGGCCUUCGAUAAACUUGAACUUCAUAUGCAUUGGCAACAGUGAGCACCAUAACAACUCCUUCACGGGCUUCGUCACGGGCUUCACGCUGAAAGAGGGGGAGGGGGAUCUGACCCCCGACAACUGCAGCCUGCUGCUGGAGGAAAACCUGCUAAAGAUGCCGCUCGCUAACAACUGGCGACACAACAGUUUUGUCAUCGCCUUGGAGGAGAACCUGCAGGACCCUUGUAACACGACCGUGCUCACGCUGGUGCUGCACGAGGCCUGGGACCAUGACAAGGCGCAGCUCUGGUGUCGUAGCCUGGGCGGCCACCUCCCCACGCAGGAGGAGGCCGCCGCCUCGGACCUGGUGAACUUCAACUGCACCUCUGAGGAAUACCUGUCGUGGACGAGCGACGCCAGCGAGAGGGAGGAUGGUCCUGCCGCCAACUGCCCAGUGCUUUUGGCGAACGGCAGCAUGGAGCAGCGCGAAUGCCUCAGCGAGCUGAGGUGCAGCUUUUGCCUGGUGCCCAACGGUUUAUCCUACACGCUCUUCGGCGACCAAACAGACUUCGACCGCCACUACAACCUACGCGCGUGGCAAAACGGCUCCUUCUUCUUCCACGGCAAGACCAGCAACAUCACGCUCGGGGCGGCUGGCUGGACCCUGCAAUCCAGGCUGCACCGCCGCCACCUGCACCUCAACGGCAACGUGGGCGUGAUGGGGCGCCACACAUGGCGUUCCCAGAACCAGGCUCACGCCACGUACAAGCUCACCUUCACGGUGUGCAACGCCUUGCAGUUCUCCACCAACGACGGCGUGUGUCUGAGGCGCAGCGAGCGCUGUGACGGGCUCUUCCAAGGCCCUGACAAGAGUGGCGAGGAGGGGUGCGGCAGGCGGCGCCACCUGGGCAGGAACGAGCACUAUAGCCCCGACACCAGGCCACGCCACGUCACCAAUUCCACCCUAUACAACAAUUCCAGAGUCUGGCUGGUGCACAAGAUGAAAGCCGAGAAGGACACUGCCACCGUGGAGAUUACCACGGUGCUGCAAUGGAUGGACGACAGGCUCAAGUUUAUUGACCCCAGGAAACAUGCUAACAAGUUCCCCUGCCACCUGAUCUGGACACCAGACAUCGCCAUCUCCGCGGGGGACACCGACGGGCCCGCCGUGUACCCCACCACUAACAACACCGUCUGCUACUUCAACUGGCCCUUCGAUUCACCACAGAAGCUCGAGAUGGACGACCCUUUCAUGGGUGAGCCUUGGGCGGUCGGGUGGGGUGGGGGAGGGCAGAGCUAGGUGGGGCGGGGCGGGGCGGGGAUUGCUUUAAGUAGAGGU